Molecule: messenger RNA, 3342 nt
Organism: Mycetomoellerius zeteki
Lineage: Eukaryota; Metazoa; Arthropoda; Insecta; Hymenoptera; Formicidae
Gene: fmt
Product: phosphatase 6 regulatory subunit 1-like protein fmt
Exons: 18
Coding region: 16-2604 (862 amino acids)
Cellular component (GO): nucleus; cytosol
Molecular function (GO): protein phosphatase regulator activity; protein phosphatase binding
Source: RefSeq, a predicted model, not a curated record
CACACGGUCAGCAUCAUGUUCUGGACGAAUAAUUACGUGUCAUCGCCGCAUAUCGAGGCAUUGCUCAACAAAGAGGAUGUCACACUUCACGAAUUGAUGGACGAGGAGGACAUCCUUCAGGAAUGCAAGAGCCAAAACAAAAAGCUGGUCGAAUAUCUCACAAGGCCUGCUGUCAUGGAAGAAUUAGUUACGUUAACUACUAAGGAACCAUCCACGGACAUCGAAGAACGUUGGCGCUACAAGUAUCCUAAUGUUGCCUGCGAGUUGCUUACAUGCGAUGUGCCUACAUUGAAUGAGAAACUGGCAGGUGACGAGGCACUUUUGGCCAAAUUAUAUUCUUUCAUAGAUACAGAUCAACCAUUAAAUCCACUACUUGCAUCAUUUUUCAGUAAAACUAUUGGAGUUCUUGUUGCUCGUAAAAGUGACCAGAAUUGGUAUUCCUAUCAGUUCACGUGCUUACAGGUUUUAGAAUUCCUUAAAAGUCGUCAGAGAUGUGUAGAUUUGUUGUUGCAACAUUUAGAGACUUCGGCUAUCAUGGACUUAGUACUCAAACUUGUUACUCAGGUUGAGGGCAGUGAUAUGCGUCAAAACAUACUAAAUUGGCUAGAUAGUCAACAUUUAGUGCAAAGACUGGUAAAAUUGUUAGCACCUACUUCAGAAGUAGCCAAACACGCUAACGCGGCACAAUUACUUUGCGAUAUGGUGACAGUAGCUAGAGAUACUCAACGUAUAUCCACAGAACGUGCUGAUCCAGAUCCUAUUUUAAAUACUUUAGAAUCAGGAGAAACUGUGAGCCUAUUGUUAGAAACUAUCCUAACAGCAGAAAAAGUAGAAAGUAGUAUUGUCGGUGGAAUACAAGUACUUUUGGUACUUUUAGGUCAAAGGGCCAACAACACAUCAAAUGAAGGAGAUGUACAUGGUAAUAGCGAAGACACUACGGAUAAUGAGCAGUGUAUUAAAAUUUCGAAUGCUACCUUACCAUAUUUGGAACAUCUUCACAAACUUCUUCUAGAGCCGCCAUAUAAACCUGCCGUCAAAACAACCGUUGGACUAUUAGAAUGUCCAUUAGGAAAUACUCGUUUGCAUGUAGCAAAGUUGUUAAGUGCUUUACUGGCGACGGAGAAUUUAAAGAUCCAUGAAAGUUUAGAAACUUUGGGAACAUUCCAAACAUUGUUGGAUCUGUUUUUCAAAUAUACCUGGAAUAAUUUCUUACAUACGCAAGUACAACAGUGCCUGGCCUUAGCUAUUAAUUGCGGACAACGGGAUAAUGAUAUUAUUUAUAAUAAUAUAUUUAUCAAGUGCAAAUUAAUAGAGAGAAUCUUAGAAGCAUGGGAUAAAAACGAGAGUAAACAAAACAAGGAAAAUGGUGUUCGUCAAGGCUACAUGGGACAUUUAAUAAAUAUUGCGAACAAUAUCGUCACUCAAUGCGAAAAAAAUAAUAUACUGACCAGCUUCUUAAAGAACAAUGUAUCACCCGAGUGUCUUACUAGAUGGGAAAAUCUUGUGAGUGUACAGUUGGUGGAAAUUAAUAAAAUUCAUCAAACUGUAAUGAUGGGUGAUCAAACUCCCGAUGUGUACCUGAUGAGCUCCGAGGAAAAUCCAAAUGAAUAUAACUCUUACUCGCAAGAGACAUACAUUCAACAGAUGUACUCCAAUUAUCAGGGUCAACAAAUAACACCUCCGUUCAUCGAGAAUUUCGGAUUCCACGACGAUGAGUUUAACGAUGGUGAUGACGCACUUCAUAAUCCAGUUGACCAAUUAACAACGUUGGCCUUUAAUCUCAGUGAAGAAGAUCUCGACAAGCGGGAAGAUAUGUUCAAUAAGCUGUGCCAACAAAAACAAAAAGCCGGGCUUGAGGAUUGCGGCAGUGGCUUAGAAUGGGGAGAUGAAGGCGAGCUGACGUUCCAGACCGUGGUGGACAAACGAGAUUGGCAUUCAAAGCAACAGCAUCAGGAUUCUAGUUCAUCGGAUGAUUCUAAUUCGUCGGAGGAUUCUAGUUCGUCGGAGGAGGAACCACGCAACAUGAAUAUGGAAGUGGAAACGACAGAUCCUUGGAACAAUACCGAACCACCGAACACUAUACUUCCACCAGUCAAUCCAUGGGAUGUGGCACCGUCGGAACCAAUAGAAUCUACUGGCUGGGCCAAUUUCGAAAAUUUCGAAAAUACUUUGAGUAUAGAGAACACCGCGAGCGAAGAGAAAAAGCCGUGCGAUGAACUUAAAGAGCAAAUAUCAGAAGAUACAGCUGUAAACCUAACGGGAAAGAAUUUAGCCUGUAGUGAAAGUGUUGGAGAUGGUAACGAAAAGAGCACAGACUAUGCAGAUAGUCAAGUAGUCGAGAUGAAGUUACCAACUGUGGAAAUGAAUCUCAAUGAUAGUAAAAGUGACGAACACAAAAUGAUUUCCGCGAAUGAGAACGUCAAUCCUAGCGAGUUAUCGGUCAGUAGAGAGUUUAAGGACACGGAGAAGAUCGAAACCGUAAAGGACACGAAGAACGUAGAGAAUGAAAAGCCGUCAAUUGAACCACAAGUCCCAGCCGCUUCGUUGGAAAGUACAUCCACUAGCACUAUUGACGCCAUACCGGUGCCUAAAGACGCUAAAUGAAACGUUCCCCCCUGCCUAUGUUAAACGAUCUAUGGCAAUAGGAGGGGGGAGGGGGGAGGGGAGAGAGAAUCAUAUCAGUAUCGAGUCGUAAACGAUUGAUCGGAUGCAUAUUGCGCCUUCUCUAUUUUUCAUUAGACACCACGUUAAUUAUGCUUUAAGAAAACGUUGAUGGGUACAUUAUGGUCCCGCUGCAGGGUAUCUCUUAAAAUAAAUCCAGAAUGCCGAAAAAUGAUUGACGCUCAACUACACUUAGCGAAUAAUUUGAUGUUUAUUAUAUAUAGGUAUAUCCUACCCCCUUUUUACCUUACCCUUUGAAUGGCCAACAUCUAUAAGUAUCCCUGCGAAAAUCAAGUCCUCCCUCUGUCCCAUAUAUUUUACAAUUAUUGUUAAGAGUUUCGUAAAUUGUUAUUUAUACGUAACUGAUAACUGAUUUCUAACAAAGGGAACGAAGAAUGGAGAGAAUAAAUCGCAAUAUUUUCGUGCGAUUCAUAUAGACAAUUUGUAAAGAAAGAGAUGAUGGAUAAAUUUCGCAUCCGCUUGCUCCACUCGUGACAUUUGAUUUUUUACACAUAGACGAACACACACAUACACAGAACAUUUACUAUAUGUUUAUAUAUUAAAAAAGCGGAUGAGAAACAUAAGAGAAGAGUUAUCGUAACGCUGUUUAAUAUUAUAUAAGACCGGUAUUUCACAAACUGGUGCUUUUGCUUAUUCCUUCGAUAAGGCAAAGGUACUUAG